Molecule: messenger RNA, 4119 nt
Organism: Chroicocephalus ridibundus (black-headed gull)
Lineage: Eukaryota; Metazoa; Chordata; Aves; Charadriiformes; Laridae
Gene: RAB43
Product: RAB43, member RAS oncogene family
Exons: 3
Coding region: 93-755 (220 amino acids)
Biological process (GO): vesicle-mediated transport
Cellular component (GO): Golgi apparatus
Molecular function (GO): GTP binding; GTPase activity
Source: RefSeq, a predicted model, not a curated record
GGCGGGCCCGGCGCGGCGGGGGGCGGUGGGCGCUGCGCAGAGCCCGGCUCCCCUCGGCGGCGGCGGGCGGAAGGCCGGAGGGCGGCAGCGCCAUGCCCGGUCCGGCAGCGCCGGGGGCGGCGGCGGCGGCGGCGGGGCCCGGCCCCGACCCGGAGGAGAGCUACGACUUCCUCUUCAAGCUGGUGCUCAUCGGGGACGCCAGCGUGGGCAAGACCUGCCUGGUACAGCGUUUCAAAACAGGGGCCUUCGCCGAGCGCCAGGGCAGCACCAUCGGCGUGGACUUCACCAUGAAGAGCCUGGAGAUCCAGGGCAAGCGAGUGAAGAUCUGGGACACGGCUGGCCAGGAGAGAUUCCGAACUAUCACACAGAGUUAUUACCGCAGCGCCAAUGGAGCAAUCCUGGCCUAUGAUAUCAGCAAGAGAGGCUCUUUCCUGUCCAUUCCUCGCUGGAUCGAGGAUGUGAGAAAGUAUGCCGGUUCCAACAUAGUACAAUUACUGAUUGGAAACAAGUCUGACCUAAGUGACCUUCGAGAGGUUCAGCUGGAAGAAGCUCAGAGUCUGGCUGAACACUAUGAUAAUAUCAUCUGUGCCAUAGAGACCUCUGCGAAAGACUCCAGCAAUGUGGAGGAGGCUUUUGUGAAGAUGGCUACAGAGCUCAUGAUGAGGCAUGGAGGCCCUAUGUUCAGUGAGAAGAAUACUGACAGCAUCAAGCUUGACAGCAAAGACGUUGUAGAAGGCUGGGGGUGUGGUUGCUGAUAUGAGCUAGGUGAUAUCCCUAACUUUACUGGAAUUUAGAUGGUGCUUCACCCUAAUGCUGAGUAGCAUGGUAGCCAUAUUCUCCUCCUUCUGUGAAACCAGCAAUUUUGUAGAAGUUAGACACAAUCCUGUUUGCUUUGGUGUCUUAUUUUUAAAAAGGGACUCUUGAGAGGUAGUCCUAAAAGUCAAACCCUCUGAAAAACUACUCCACAUUUGUCCCCACCAUUUCUCUUCUGUAACCUUCAUACAAGUUACAAAAGUGAAGGAAACAAAUUUGAACUAGUGAUGUGGGGUGGGGAGACAGAUGGUUGGGGAGGAGACUGAUGCACACCCAAAGUUCUGAAGCGUUUAGCAAGGGACUGUUGGCAAAGGAGGUCACUUUUGGAACAGGCAAUCUUGACAGUGUCUCUUUAAAUCCUCAGCACUCCACUAAUGAUCAGAAAAUGAGUGUCUUUGAUAAAGGUAUUUCAAGUGUCAGAAUACCUAACAUUUUGAUUACAGGACCAAAUAGCAGUCACCUGUCCUAGGGCAUAUGGAUUGCUGGUUAGUAUUGGGACAGGCCCAGGUGGGGAAACCUUCUCUCAGGUUCUGUCAUAAUUAUUUUAAGUUACCAUUUUAACAAAAAGCAAAAUCAGCCUGAGCGAUAUCACAUGACUUGGUGUCAAGCAGGACUGGACCAGUUGUAGUUAUUUUAAAUACAGCCUUGAGGAGAGGGUAGAUGCAUUUCAUUUGUUAUUGUUUGCACGGUGAUAGCUCCCUUUUCCAUGCGGGUAUCAUUGAGUUUUGCCCUCAGGUCUCUUAAUUUCAUUCCACAACUCAAGACCUGCACCACUGGAAACAGGAACUGGAGAAACCUUGAACUGACUGGUAGCCAUGAUCUCCUACCAUGUGCCUAAUGGUCAUAUACAGGGUUAAUUCUGGUCAUACAUUUGACAUUAUGUUACUAGAGUGUUUAUUGCUUAAGUGGCAUAAGUGAAUUUGGGGUUUGGUUAGUUGCUUUUUCUUUUAAACCAUCUCUUUAAAUACAAUCUGUGCAUAUAAUGGGAAAUAAGACCUCAGAAUAGCUGAAAACUGCAUCUUUUUUUUGAAAACAGCAUCUUUUUGAGUGAUUCCCUCCCAACUUUGUCCUCAACUGCUGCCCUCUCCCUAUCACUUGCUUUUCAUUUCUUGGAAACAUUCAGCAGGAAAAAUCUUUCACUGUUGAUCAAAAGUCUACAUUGUUAAGUAAAAUAGAUUUCAUAAUUCAACUACAUAUAGUUGUCUUUCAGAUUCAGCUCUGUAUUACACGUUGUAGAUGUAGCUGAAGUACUGAUGGCAGCAGUCCUCUCUGGAUUUACACUCUCAAGUACUUACAAAGAUGGAUUUGCAAAGGGAGCAGAAGCAGGAUUAUUUUUAACUCUGCAGUUAAAGCAAAGGUGUUCAGAGGUGACAAGUGAUUUCUGCAAUGGUGAUGCUUUGAAAGAGCUCAUUUUCAGAAAGCACCCACUUAAAGUGAAGUCAUUUGUCCCUUUUGAAAAUCUUGAUCAAAAAGGACCUGGACUGGUUUGCCACUGGGGCUACACCAGUUUUUAGCCAUUCAGCAUAUCCAGUACUAUGAAGAUCAGGAAGAUUUAAGAAAGGGCUAAUGGAUCCUAAUUUCAAUACUGUUCAUCUUUCUACAGAAAACAUUAAAACAUUCUCUGGUCUUUCUGGUUUUUUUUUUUUUAAACUGUGAGGUAGAUAAUUGAGGAGUUAUGUAUGCUUUGUAGCCUGUUUGCUUCUAAUCUAAGGGGUUAGUUUUCAAGUUUUAUAGUUGUAAGAGUGAAAAGGGCCUUAAAUUUUUCAAUUAGUAUAGUUUUCACAACUUUAUUGGGCAGGUUGAGCUGCAGUACUCAGCAGUAUUUUUGGAUAGUUUUCCAGGACAUUCCCAGCUCUCCUACAGCCAAAGAUAACAGGCAAUAAGUAUCCAGCAGUAGCUAGACACUGAAAAUGAAAACUGUCCAAACGCUAGAUUCGUUAGCGAUUAGCAAACCUUGUAUUCCACUCUCAGGAGGAACUAUGAAGACGGUCCAAGCUAAAACGCAGUCCUGAUGACUGUUUUUCCUCCUAGUUAGAUGGUUCUUAAGAUACAGAAUACUAGCAAGCAUUUGACUUCGUGUCAUGAUGUAUUAUAGUUUACAUCUGUCGGUCACAGUCCUGCAGUUCUGUAUGCUUGAACAUGGACCCUCAGAUAAGCUCAGCCUCCCACCGUUUGCAGGAUUAGUGCCAAAUUAUUUAAGCCAUGCUGAUAAAAAUUCACACACGUUUAAGAACAGUAUUGCUACUACUCAGAUCAAAAUCAGUAGUUUAUAUAGUAACUCAUCUUAAAACCGGAGAAAGAUGCAAAAUGAACAUAAAUCCUCCUUCCAAUGCAGUCAGGGAAUCAUUAUGUUUUUACAGUAGAUGGAGAAAUGAGGAAUUAUUGAUCUGUUUCCUUAGUUUUUAGGUUUGUUUAGCAACUAAACAGGUAGAAUUAGACCAAGCGCUAUACUUUCCUUACAAUUUGCCCCUGUAUAUCUCUAAAGCUAGCCUUGAAGAUUGAGACUCUGCCUGCAGGUUCUGUUCCAGUCAGAAAACAUGAAAUACAGCAUCAGCGAUUUGUUCGUUGUGUUUUCAGUUAUGGCUUUAACUCAGCUUUAUCCUCUAACUCUUGGCUCUUCUAUGUUGUAACAUAAUUCAGUGUAAUUCAAGUUUGCAUGCCCUACCUAACUGAACAAAAGGGAACAAAGAAAUAGACCGAAGACCUGUUUAUUUUUUCAGGUUAGUAGCAGAUAUGAAUUAACAGUACUUGGGCUGUCUGUAGUAAAAGGCUAUUUCAAUUACCAAACCCUUUUUUUGUCUAUUAGUAAUAACACAAUACUCACUAGACUGAUAGCUUCUUGACCAGAGAUAAACUAAACAGUGAACAUAACUUAGAGAGCUUUUCAGUCUUUCAUGCCCCUUCUGAAGACUUUUAUUAAAUUUGUAAUUCACACACUUAGCUAUGUAAUUCAAGUAUUAGGAAGACAAUCCUGUUCGUUUAAUUCCAUUAAUCCUAUUGAAACCAAAAGGAUACCUGGGUGAAGAGAGUGAGUGGCAAUAAACCUGAGAUUUAUGGGUAGAAACCUCAGUUUCAAAUCUUAAGUUACAAAUGUGCACUGAUGUACAUCAAGUGAAUUAUUCAGUAGUGCAUGAUCAGAGUUCCCAAUAUAAACAUUUGCUAAGAAACCUGUUUACUGGCACUUAAAUGUUAACAAGACUAUAGUGCAGUAAUUGCUUUUAAGCAGAUCUCCUUGGCUGACCAUAUAUUUGCAUAUAGUAUUUAUCAUUUAUUUUUGUCAGUACCCAAAGCGUGCAAAAUAUUACA